AUGACCCAAUCUUCCUUCCUCUUCGACGAGACUGAGUUUUGUCUUGAUCAGUCCUGGAUUGUCAGGGCUGAAUAUGAUCCUUCGACCCUCAUCACCCUAUCCGGAUCACGGCCAUAUCCGCUGACUCCAUCCACCAUGUCUGAUUGUUCGAGAGUUACAGAUACGGAUACUGCACUCUUUAUCUCCAAUGCCCUGCUGGAAAUGAGUAAUUCUCAGCUCCUCUGGGUGUGGACAUUUCGAUUUUUCGCCCAGCCACUGGCGUACCCAGAGCAUGCCUCUGAACUCUUAUUACUGUUGAUAAACAUCAAGGAAUAUACUAUUUGGGCAGCGGAUCGUUCUCACCCAAUAUUUCUCAUGUUGGUACAGUCGAAACUGCAGGGACAUGCCUUCGAGAAGCUGCCAACGAACUGCCUCGUCUCAAGUAACGACUCAAAAGACUGGAUCAGUACCAAAUCUUGUGCAUUAGUGAGCCGUCUCGACUCGCGGCAGUCAGGUUGUUUUGCCGGCUCCCCUCUCAAGCUGCCCCAGAUAUGGAAAAGGUGA
This is a messenger RNA of Fusarium graminearum PH-1, 543 nucleotides long. RefSeq lists its product as uncharacterized. The transcript has 5 exons. The record is from RefSeq and is a predicted model, not a curated record. Lineage: Eukaryota; Fungi; Ascomycota; Sordariomycetes; Hypocreales; Nectriaceae. The coding region runs from base 1 to 543 and encodes 180 amino acids.